Molecule: messenger RNA, 2840 nt
Organism: Octopus sinensis (East Asian common octopus)
Lineage: Eukaryota; Metazoa; Mollusca; Cephalopoda; Octopoda; Octopodidae
Product: aspartyl/asparaginyl beta-hydroxylase-like
Exons: 9
Coding region: 1-1257 (418 amino acids)
Biological process (GO): peptidyl-aspartic acid hydroxylation
Cellular component (GO): endoplasmic reticulum
Molecular function (GO): protein binding; peptidyl-aspartic acid 3-dioxygenase activity
Source: RefSeq, a predicted model, not a curated record
AUGGUUAUUACAAAUCAGCUACAAGAAAGACUGCAGGAAGGAUUUGCUAAGGAAUCUUUGAAUGCUUUUAACAAAAUUCUUGAAAAGUCCAUUAAGAGUCCUCGGGCUACAUACGGUCGCUCUGGUGCUUUGCUUAAGUUAGCUGAAUUACAGUCCAGCAACACUCUUCUUCAGCAAGGCAUUCAGGUUUUGGAAGUACUUCUAAGUAAUCCUGACACUCCUGAUGCUUUGUUAUUGAAAAGUGGUUUGAUAUUGGCUGACAAGCAACGUUUCAGAGGCUGGACCAAUCGAGCUCUCAAAUCCUUGACCUUCCUGAAUUUACGUUUCCCAAAUAAUGUUGAUGUGGUAAACGAUCUUGGAAUCACCAACUUGAUAUUAGGUCGCAAUGAUGAUGCUAAAAAAUUAUUUAAACAGGUAUUAAAACUUGAUGCUGACAAUGGCUUUGCCAUGGCUCAUUUAGGAUUUAUUAUCAAGGUUAGCGAUAACAAUCCAGCAAAAGCUAUUCCAUACUUGAAGUCUGGUAUUGAAAGUGGAGAUAAGAGUGCAGUUGAUGCAAGAUUCUACUUUCAUCUUGGAGAUGCCUACCAGCGUAUUGGAGAUACAAAAAAGGCUAAAGAAGUUUACGAUGAUGGAGCUGCCAAAAAGCUAUUCCUCUCCAGAGACCAGCGCUCUUUAUAUAAUGUUGAAAGACUUACAGCCAAACCAUGGUGGGAUCCUGAAGAAUUACCUUAUCAAAAUGCAAUUGAGACUCUCCAAAAUAACUGGGAAAUGAUUCGAGAUGAGGUCCUGGAGUAUUUUGGCAGAUCUGGUACAGAUUUUAUUAAUGAAGCAGAGAACCUUCUGGAUAGAGGAAUGUGGAGACAGAUGACACUCUACCAAAGAGGAGAACGAAAUAAAAAAGGUUGUUUAAAUGUCCUUAAAACUUGUGCAUUACUUAAUAAUUUACAAGAUGCUACCAACUGUAGGAGAGGACAGGUAAAAUUCUCCAUCAUGAAACCAGGUAGUCAUGUAUGGCCACAUUGUGGUCCAACAAAUUGCCGUUUAAGAGCCCAUCUUGGCUUAGUAAUUCCUGAUGGUGUUAAAAUAAGAGUUGGCAAUGAAACAAGGCAUUGGAAAGAAGGGGAAUUUUUAAUAUUUGAUGAUUCUUUUGAACAUGAAGUCUGGCAUCAAGGAAAUGAAAACCGAAUUGUAUUGAUUGUCGAUUUUUGGCAUCCAGAACUGACGGAACAUGAAAAAUCUGCACUAUCACCAAUUUAGAAUUUUAGCUUUUUUAUAUUAUUAUUUUUCUUUUUUCUUUCUUCUUUUUUUUUUUAGGAUUCUAAAUAAUUGACAAUGACUUGCCAAAAUAUUAUUGAAAUUAAUUCUUCAUCUUAGUUUUGGACAGAGAUAUUAAGUUUACUAUUCAUAUUAUUCAUAUUUGUUGCGGUGCAUCUGAGCACUGUAUACAAUAAUUUCAUUAUAUAUUUUGCUUUUCCAUUCAUAUUCUUUCUACAUUUUAAACCCCAUGAUAUAUAUUUUUUUCUGUAAGGAAAAGAAUUGUCUUUCAACUUUUUUUCAUGUUUUUCAAGCAUGGAAAAUAACUUUAAAAAGAAAACUGGUUAUACAAAUAGUAUAUUAGAUCUAAGCAUAUCACAUGUAAAGAACAAAUCUAAGGUUUAUGUACAUUAUGUAUGUGGUGUAUAUAUACAUGUAUGUAUAUAAUGUGUAUUUUCAUGCAUUGUUAUAUGCAUGUAUAUGUGGCAACCCAGAUUUCACAACCAAACCUAAAGUUUUUGUGCAAAUGGUUUUGUUUGGCUGACUGUACUCAUCAGUGGGCUGAAAAUUGUGUGUGUAUAUGAGUAUACACACAUGCACGCAUGCUCAAACAGACAUACACACUAAAGGUGCUAACUAAAUUUAGAAAACAAUUUUUUCCUUGUCUAUGAAAACCAUGAUACAGGCUUAAUGAACGUUUAAUUUUUUUUUUCCUCAACACAGUCGUCAUAUAAAUUUCAAUCAAAAUCUCAGAUUUUAUACUUUUUGUUACAUACUUCUCACUCCUGGAUAUUGCAAAUAACAAAUACUAUACACACUUAACAAAUAUAAAAUGAUACUUUAAAUAUUAAUUGUGAUACAUAAGUGUAAGAAUGUGAGAUGACACCAUCUAAAGUGAGAAUGUUAGAAGAGACUUGAGAAUAGAAGGAAAAUAUAGCUACUGGAAUUCUUUUAAUUUGUUUUUACUUAAGCCAGACACAUACACACUCAUAUAUAUCUGUGUGUAUAAACAUAAACAAAAUGUUUAAUCUCUUACCGAUAUGUUUCAAACAACAUUAAAUAAGUAAUUUUCUUGAAAUAUAUUAGUUCUAGAAUCACAGAAUACUUAUAUUUUAUUUGCUUUUAUAGAAUACUAUAGAUGCCACUGAAAAUGUUUUUGUAGACCAUGUUAAUAUUUUUGUUUUCUACUCUUAAUUGCUUUAUAUUGUUCUGAAAGAUAAUCCUUUACAAGGUAUUUUACCUCACAUUCCACAUUUAGUUGAAGUUAUAAUAGAUUAAUUAUACUAACUAAAAUCAGUAACAUCUUAUAGCAUUGGCAUACUGGACAGUUACCUAAGGACCCCAUAGGUUCCUGGGCAACUGCCCAGUGUGCUUAUGCUGUCAAAAAGUAUUAUAGGACCCACUGCAAUGGUCUUCCCAGGGGCCUAUAAUGCUGUUAAGAUGUCCCUUACUAAAAUAUAGUUUUACUUAAGCCUUCUUAUCAACAUCACCAGUUUUGAAAAAAAAAAAAUAGAUAGCAACAGUUAUUAUUAUUGUUGUUUAACUCUUAGUCUGUUGUGAUAAAACAAACCUAUGAUCAAAUACAU